Spodoptera littoralis (African cotton leafworm) is the source of this 974-nucleotide messenger RNA. The record is from the annotation of a GenBank genome assembly. NCBI's taxonomy places the organism in Eukaryota, Metazoa, Arthropoda, Insecta, Lepidoptera, Noctuidae.
CCUUUAGUUGUCCUCUUUGAAGGUAGAAUAUGAAUGUACAAUACUUGGUGAUAGUUUUCCUAGUGAGUGAAUUGUUUGGUGUGAAUGCUAGGAAAGGCUGUGAUAAUGUGAGGGCUCCAUUGAAUGGCUUGAGAAAGAGGAGGCAUUUGACCUUCCCUGAAGGAACUGCUAUGGUUUUGACGAUGUCGGUGCUAAAAGCAAUAAUGGUGCACGCUCCAUCAGGCUGGAAUGUUGCAGUUGAAAUCGAUGUCAUCUACCCACUGCUGAGCCCAGAAGUGACAAAUGCUUUAUUCAGGAAGAAGCUUCACCAUAGACAGAAGAGAGAAUUUUGGGAGAAGAUGCAAAAUGCUCUUGAAAGUUACAACUUGAACGGUCGCUCCUGUAUUUAUCGAAGCAUAUGUGAAGCUAAAACACAUUUGGCUCCACCGGGAAAGUCUUUGGUGCAUGACAUUUUAAGGGCGAUAUUCUUUGCCCCAGUUCACGAAGAAGGAUUUAAGGACGAAGUUAAUGAAACUUAUAACGAACUAUUGGAACCAAAUGUGACUACAUCAGUGGUGAAAACGUUCAUGACCCACGUACCAUCAGGUUGGUUCGUGGUGGUUGAAGCGGAACUGGUGUACAUGCUGCCAGAUCAUACGAUGAUCAGCGCCCACAAGAGAAGGAAGCUUCAUCAUCGACAGAAGAAGGAGAUUUGGGAGACACUCAAAGGCGCUUUGGAGCAACGCAAUAUGAACGGGCGAGGCUGUAUCAUACGGACGAUAUGUGAGGCCAAGAUGCGGUUAGCGCCAAAAGGAAAGUCUCUCGUCCACGAUAUAUUAAGAGCUAUGUUCACAGCACCCUUGGAAGAAAGGGAGUUUGUCGAAGAAAUGGGCUUGACAUACAAUGAGUUAUUGGAACCAGACUUCUGUAUGAAAGCGAAUGACUGCCCGCUGUCUAUACUCAGCUUUAUUUUGGAUUUAAAUCGACAUAGAUAG